Rhincodon typus (whale shark) is the source of this 6639-nucleotide messenger RNA. RefSeq names its product mannosidase, alpha, class 2A, member 1 (gene man2a1). The coding region runs from base 1173 to 4655 and encodes 1160 amino acids. Gene Ontology annotation, molecular function: carbohydrate binding; alpha-mannosidase activity. Gene Ontology annotation, biological process: protein deglycosylation; N-glycan processing; mannose metabolic process. Gene Ontology annotation, cellular component: Golgi membrane. The transcript is spliced from 22 exons. The record is from RefSeq and is a predicted model, not a curated record. Lineage: Eukaryota; Metazoa; Chordata; Chondrichthyes; Orectolobiformes; Rhincodontidae.
UAAGUCACGAGAUCGGUAAAUGGCCCGAUCCAACACUUGAUGUAGGCUGGAAGGAAAAGAAAGGGAACACCGAGCUGUUGGUGGCGAGUGGAAGAAGCUGUAGGGUUCGACGUCUUCGUACCUCGGAAUUGGUUAAUCUCUGAUGUUUUGGUUUGACAAAAGCGACAUCCGUUUGUUGACAAAGAAACUAAGAGUCUUUAAAUACGUAUCUAAAUAUUUACAUUUUGAAAAAACAAAACAUUUAUCGUAUACAUUUAAAGAAAAACAAUCUUCUACGAGGAGGAAGUAGAAUUGAUCUGCUCAGAUUUCAAAAGGUGACAUUCGGCUGACAAAAAAAAGAUUAAAUUCAUGGAACGUUACAGUUUGCUCAUUUAAUUUGGUUUGGGGGGGGGUAGGGGACCGAAUGUGACAUCAGUCUGCGACGAACGAGGUCACCGAUAAAGUAGAUAUUGCACAUUCAGCAAGGUAAAUGAUUUACCAAAACAAUUUGAAAUGCACUGAAAUCGAUUAACUCCCGAGAGACUGGGGCAAGAGAAAAGAAAACAAAAAUGCACAGUAAAAAUCGGCGAGAUCAGCGUGAAAAUCGCGUGGCAAAAUAGUCAGCAGUCAUAUGAGCUCUCAAUUUACUGAAGACCACAACUUACAAAACCGGUUUGACUUUUUUUUCAUCCGUAAAUUACAUACGGAGGCGUGAAAACUGUGUGCGAGACAAUAAUCAGCUAUCCCCAGGAGUCUCUAUACCGCCUUCCUUAGAAACGCUAAGAAUUUGAAACACAGGUUGUUCUGCACCUGGUGGAGCUUCUGUUUUUCGCAACUCUUGUUUCCAACAUCUGUCUCCACGUAACCUCCUCAGCUCCACUUGACUUUUGCCCAUAUACUUCAUAAGAUAACAUUUACCAGGACUUAUAUUUUUUUACAACGACAGCAGUGAUUUUGGGAUACAGUGAAGUUGUGCUUUUUGGCAGUGAAGCUCAGUGGGGAGGCGUGUUUGAAACCUGAUUGGGAUUUCUGUAUGAUUCUGCCACUCCGUGCAUGUGACAGGAAAACGUUUGCUUCCUGUGUUUGCUGGUUAGUCUAAUGGUGCAAUUUACUCUGCGUGUCCUUUCUGGAGGAACUUUUUACACCAUUCAGAAGUAUUAAAAUAACGUUAUUGUGCAAAUGUCAAUGUUUUUAUGUAUUUAAUGUUUAAAAAGAUAAAGAUGAAACUGAGCAGACAAUUCACACUAUUUGGAAGUGCCAUAUUCUGCGUGGUGAUAUUUUCCUUGUACUUAAUGCUCGACCAUGUUCAGUUCGAUCAUCCAAAGAACAUGAAGAAAGGAGGGCUAUUUCCAAAUGCACAGCUUUCAAUUCUGCAUGAAAAGAUUGACCACCUAGAACGCCUAUUAGCUGAAAACAAUGAAAUAAUUUCAAACAUCAGGGACUCUGUUAUUAAUUUAAGUGAAUCUGUGAAAGAUAACCAAGGGGACCAUGAAACUUCAAAUUCAAGUAAAGGACUUUUCUCUAAAGUCUUUGGAUCUUCCUCUUCCAGUACUUCAAUUGAUGCAGAGGAUUGUCAGUUUGCCUUGAAGGGCUAUGCAAAAGAGUCAAAUUUGCAAAUGUUGGAUAUCUACAACAUUUUACCUUUUGACAAUCCAGAUGGUGGAGUUUGGAAACAGGGCUUUGAUAUCACUUACAAUGAAAAUGAAUGGGAUGAUGAGCAACUACAAGUCUUUGUUGUACCCCAUUCACACAAUGAUCCUGGUUGGCUGAAAACAUUUGAUGAAUACUACAGAGAUCAGACCCAGCAUAUCCUGAACAACAUGGUGGCGAAGUUACAAGAGGAUGAUCGCAGGAAAUUCAUUUGGUCUGAGAUUUCAUACUUUUCAAAGUGGUGGAGCACUAUAGAUAGCCAGAAGAAAGAUGCUGUCAAAAGACUUUGUGAACUAGGCCAGUUUGAAAUAACGACGGGUGGCUGGGUCAUGACUGAUGAGGCCAAUACGCAUAUUUAUGCAAUGAUUGACCAGUUGCUUGAAGGACACCAGUGGCUGGAGAGAAAUUUAGGAAUAAAGCCUAGAUCAGGAUGGGCCAUUGAUCCAUUUGGGCACACAUCUACUAUGGCAUACCUGUUAAAACGAACAGGUAUUUCAAAUAUGCUAAUUCAAAGAGUCCACUAUUCUGUGAAGAAAUACUUGGCUAAACAAAGGAACUUGGAAUUCUUUUGGAGACAGAAUUGGGAUCAGAAUGGAAACACAGACAUCUUGUGUCAAAUGAUGCCCUUUUACAGCUAUGAUAUUCCUCAUACAUGUGGCCCUGAUCCUAAAAUAUGCUGUCAAUUUGACUUCAAACGUCUACCUGGAGGCCGAAUUAGUUGUCCUUGGAGGAUACCUCCAGUUGAAAUACAUGAUGGCAAUGUUCAAGAAAGAGCCAAACUCAUCUUAGACCAGUACAGAAAAAAGUCCAAACUUUAUCGCACCAAAGUGGUCUUGAUUCCCCUGGGAGAUGAUUUUCGUUAUGACCAGUGGUCAGAAUGGGAUCAACAGUUUCAAAAUUAUCAGAGGCUUUUUGAUUAUAUGAACUCCCAUCCAGAGCUGCAUGUGCAGGCUCAGUUUGGAACAUUGUCGGAUUAUUUUGAUGCUCUCCAUAAAACAACUGAAUCAGGAAAUUCACCAUCACCAUUUCCUGUCUUGAGUGGGGACUUCUUUACAUAUGCAGACAGAGAUGACCAUUAUUGGAGUGGAUAUUUUACCUCCCGACCCUUCUAUAAGCGAAUGGACAGAGUUUUAGAAUCACACCUGAGGGCAGCAGAAAUCCUUUACUCUUUAGCAUUAGUGGGUGCUCAGCAAUCCAAUAAAAUGGCAAUGUUCCCUUCAUCUGAAGAUUAUAAACUGCUCAUAGAAGCAAGACGAAAUCUUGGCCUGUUCCAACAUCAUGAUGCAAUUACUGGAACCGCUAAGGAGUGGGUCGUCAUGGACUAUGGGACCAGACUAUUUCACUCACUAUUGAACUUGAAAAAAGUAAUAGGUGACUCAGCACAUUUUCUAAUUUUAAAAGACAAAGAAGGUUACAAGCACAACCCUUCAAUGCCUUUUCUUCAAAUGGAUGAUAGUCAAGCCUCACAAGACUCAUUACCUCAAAGAACAACCAUUGAAUUAAGCCCAACACCCAGGUUCCUUGUGCUUUAUAACCCAACAGACCAAGACCGCAUCUCUGUUGUAACAGUACAAGUAAAUUCACACAAAGUAAGAGUGCUGACUGCUUCAGGGCAGCCAGUGGAAGCCCAAAUUAGUGCAGUAUGGGAUGGACCCACCACAGUUUCUAAAAACCUAUUCCAGAUUUCCUUUGUGGCACAUGUAUCAGCACUAGGAUUGGGGCUCUACCACUUAGUGGAGGCUUCAGAUAUCAAACCUGUGCUCACUGAUUAUACUGUGUACCAGAGUGGAAGGGAAGAAAUAAGCAUAGACAGUCCUUUCAAGAUUGACACACUGAAAAGCUACACUGGUGAUGUCACUAUUGAAAAUCUAAAUUUGAAGGCUUGGUUUUCAGGAACUAAAGGUUUUUUGGAGAAAAUAAACACCAAGGAGGAUAAGAGAGAACAUCAGAUAAAUAUUCAGUUUUGGUGGUAUGGAACCACAAGUAACCGGGAUAAGAGCGGUGCCUACCUCUUCUUACCUAAUGGAGAAGCUAAGCUGUAUGUUCCUUCAGAGCCUCCUAUCUUGAGAAUAGCUCGUGGCCCACUUUUCUCAGAAGUGAUAUGUAUCUACCAACACUUCACGCACUCAGUACGGCUCAAUAAUGUGCAUGGGAUUGAUGGGCUGUCAUUGGAAAUCUCUAAUAUUGUCGAUAUUAGGGGGGAAAUAAAUCAAGAAAUUGUCAUGAGGCUGACCACAGAUGUCAAAAGCAACAAUCAAUUCUACACUGACCUGAAUGAUUUCCAGAUACAGCCAAGGCAAACUUUAAGCAAAUUGCCUCUUCAAGCUAACUUUUAUCCUCUGACGACAACAGCAUAUAUUCAGGACAAUGACGUUCGUUUGACCCUGCACUCAGCUCAGUCUUUGGGAGUCGCUAGUCUAAAGAGUGGCCAGCUGGAAGUUAUAUUGGAUCGCAGACUGAUGCAAGACGAUAACCGUGGACUUGGCCAAGGUCUCAAGGACAAUAAAGUUACAGCCAAUUUGUUCAGAGUUUUGUUGGAGAAACGAAUUGGAGUAGAUGUGCAUGAUGAAAGUAAUAAGGCAGUGAAUUAUCGUUCCUUGUUGAGCCACAAAAUAUGUUCCUACCUGAAUCAUCCAAUAUUUCCAAUGGUUGUGAACCUGAAUGUUGAUGAAGUUCCUCCACUACUGAACCUAUACAGUCCUCUUAUGUCAUCCAUGCCAUGUGAUAUGCAUAUACUUAACCUGAGAACUAUAGAAGGAAAGGUCGAUGGGACUCCAUCAGAUGAAGCAGCCUUGAUCAUCCACAGAAAGGGUUUUGAUUGUCGAUUUUCAAACCAAAAUACUGGGCUAUUUUGUUCCACCACUCAGGGCAAGAUUCCUGUGCACAAUCUCUUCAGAGACUUAAGAAUUCAACAUCUAACACCAUCAACCUUGACUUUAAUGCACGAAACACAAAAUCACAAUAAUACUAGAGACAUAGAACUGAAUCCAAUGGAGAUAAGUACAUUCAGAGUUCAAUUAAGAUGAUCCUGUAACCUACUGAAGUUGUCUAAUGAGCUAUUUGAAGAUCAUAUUGUACAUGUUGAGUUGCAAUAACUGCAAGAACAUGAAAAGAAACUUAUGUCCAAGGUGGAAAACAUAUUUUCAUUUAAUUUUGUGAAAAAUUUAUAAAGUUCUAAAAGUUUAGAAAUAUUUCAAGUAACAAUAAAAAUAAAGUGGCAACAAACUGCUUCCUUACAAUAAUGUAAUUCCAGGUUUAAUUUAUCUGCCACAUUGCCUAACUUAAAAUACUGUUAGUCUUUCAAUGAAUUGAUGAACAGUGUUGAGAGACUGCCCUGAAGGUGUAAACUUCAUUCAGUUAACCUUCACAUCAAUAAGGGCAGUUGAUUCCUUGUUAUGUUUAAUGACUAGUCCCCAACAUUAAGUUAUGGUUAUGUCCAAAAGUUUAUUACAUUCUUACAUGUGAGAUAUUGGAUUUGUUGAGAAAGUGAAAUCUCAUAAGCAUAAAAUCUGAAAUUCUGUGAUUUAUGAGAUCAUGAAUAAAAGCCAAUAUAAUGCCUGAAAUUAUAAGAAAUUUCAGAAUUAACACUGGAAUGUUUGUAAAUAUGAAAUUCAGAAUUUUUGAUCUGUUCGGAAUUCUAUCUUGUAUAUUUGGAUGGGGUAAGUGCAAUGCUUCAGCAGUCAUUUGUAAUGAUAAACCAACCACAAUAUGUACAUGAACAACUAACAAGAAAAUUUGUAUGUUAGUAAAUGACAUGUUUUCUGCUGGCAACACAAUCCAGAAUAGAUGUUCUGUUCAAAAGUUGUCACUUGAGAUCUGUGCCUUACAAUAAUAUUACAGAUUAUACUUGUACUAAAUAAAAGCUGAAAGAAUUGUGGAUACUGUAAAUCAGGAACAAAAACAAGUUGCUGGAAAAGCUCACCAGGUCUGGCAGCAUCUAUGAAAAACAAUCAGAGUUAAUGUUUCGGGUCCAGUGACCUUUCCUCUGAAUACUUGUACUGUUCUCUCUUCCAAUAUUUUAUAAACCGAUCUCCAAAUGGGAUAUUUUGUACCUUAAAAUUUGAAUUUCAUCAAAAGAAAAGUUGAAGGUACACACAGAUGUGAAUGGUCAUUCAACUCAUGUUAGAUCAACUUCCCAGAAAACUUUUGAAGCCCUUUUAUCAUAGCAUAUAAUUAUCUCCUCUCUUGCCUCACCCACCCUAUCCAGAAAUCCAUUUACUUCUUUUGUUGCUGAAAUCAGUCUAAAUUUUUGUUUCACCACUUUGAACUUAAAAUCCUUCCUCUGUCAUUUUAAGUUUCACAUUCUUCUGCAAGCUACUUUUUCAGUUCAUUUUGAAGACCGAAGAGUACAAAUUUAUCCAGCCUUCCCCAUUACAAUCAGAUAACGCGAGGGUUGUAUCAUCUCUGCAUUACCGAGAGGACUUGAAUAUUUAAUGUGUAUCUCAGUAAUCAAAAUGAUACUAAAAAUUUUCAUAUUAUCUAAUUUGGCUGAAUAUGCAUAAAAUUUUUAAAAUUAAGCUAUGAAUCAUUAUAUGAUAUAUCUUUUUGUCUUUUACUUUCCAUUUUCCAAUGAUCACUUGAAUGUACUGAUUUAGAAUAGUAAGGUAUAAAAGAGAAAGUACUAUCAAUUCAUCAUAUUCUCAGUAAUGCCAAAGCAAAUACAUGUAUUAGAAAAUUUUACAUGAAAUUGUACUUAGUGACCCUUUGAGUUUUGUUACUUGCAUGAUCUUGCCUAAUGCAAUACCAGAAGAAUUUUUUUACAUUCAUGUUGUUUCCCUAAAGAUCCCCUAACAUCACCAAGCAUGGUCUUUUCUCCUUCAAAUAGAGCUGUUGUACAUUUACACUUGUAUGUUGCUGAAACUACUUCUACCAACAUAUGCUAAUGUUAUUACUAGCAAUUAUGUUCAACACCAAAAUAAUAGUAAAAAAUGCGUAGUUUGUGUAAUUGGCUGUUUUGUUUGAAGAGGUACUGUGUUUGAGGAUUAAAAAAAAGAGAUUUGAUAAAUUUAA